AUGUCGAUGAUCCUGCGGUCCAGAAAGGCCCUCCAUCAGGUUCAGGCCGACGAAAUGGAGCCGGGGACUCCGGUAGAAAGGACAGUGUCGGCCCGCCCGCACGCGACAUUUACGUACGAGGAGUCGGACGAUUCAGACUCGCAGUCCGUCCUGGACCAAGUGAUGGAGACGCGUCCGCGGAUCCCCGCCGGGCUUGAGGAGCACACCGCGGAGGAGGCUGGAGGAACGGAGCUGAAGCAUUGCAGCGUCGUGCUGGACCGCCUGCAGGUUGACGACGGAGCCGAAAAGAAAGAGCCCGAGGACAAAGAAGACAUGAACCGCAAAGGCGGGAAACUCGUCUCCCGAAUCCCCACUUUCCACAAACGGCCCACAAGCCAGACCCCGGAGCCGCCGGCUCCCAAGAGAGAUGCCCCGCCCCCCGGCGCUCAGCCUCCGGGCGCCGCCGCGAGUGGGAGGGUGGAGGCCUCGAGGGCCACGCCACCCGACGUCAGCGACGCGUCCCUCCCCCCGACGGCGGUCCGCGAUACCGACGUCGGCCCGGAACUAGCGGCGGUGUCGGCCCGAACCCCUCUGACUACUGCGCCCAAGCGCUGGGGUUUGUCCGAGCCGGCGCCGUACUCUCCAAUGACUGCGAGCCCCAGGCCCGCCAUCAGACCGGAGCGGCACGCGCCGGAGCGAGACCAGAGCGACGCGGUCGCAACGGAGACGGACGGCGCACGCGACUCCCCCGCGUCGCGCCAUCCGGCAGCGGGGCGAAAGCCGCAGGGGGACCCAGAAGAGGAGUACGGCGUCGCGGUCCGAAGCGGCAUCAACCACGACGCCUCUGGAGACGGGGAAACGCCUGAGCCGACGGUCGCCCUUCACACGAACGAGGGCCGCCGAGAAGAGGCGAUCAUGGACGAACAGCCGCCGUGGGAGACGGAGCCGGCGACGCACACGCGCGAAAUGAAGGACAGUUUGUCCUCGUCAGAAUCCGAGGACGGGUUCGCCGACGAGAUGUGCGAGGGCCGCGAGUCGGAGGAGGAGUUAACUGAGGAGAAGUGCGAGGGCCGCGAGGUGGAGGAGCGCCGCGAAGCGCUCACAAGAAGCUCGCCUGGGGUCUCGGGUCUGCCGAAGGGGAGAGCCGACGCCGCUGACUCCGCCUCUCCCGUAGCGCCAGAGAGAUUUGCCCGAGCUCAGUCAGCCGGGUCCACGAAGAGAUCUGGGCGCUGCAGUUUCGGCCUCUUCUGCGUCCUGCCCGCCGCCUUGCUGCUUCUCGGGGGGCUCGGCCAGCACGUCUGGCACUACGGCCUGCCCCUGUCGGCGGCUCAGCUGGCGGCUCAGCUGGAGCUGCAUUGGCUGGAGGGCUUCGUACCGGAGCCCUGCGGCGCCGACUGCCGGGUGCAGCUGGUGGAGAGCGUCCCCGUGGCUCUGCACCCGUCUCCUCCUCCCGUCCUCCGGAGCAUCGCCGGCAGCUGGCUGCGUCUGCUGGACGAGGCCAACAGCUCGGUGCAGAUCGCCGCCUUCUACUUCUCCCUUCGCGGCGGCGAGUCGGCGAACUCCUCCGACUCUCAGGGCAGGCUGGUCUUUGAGCGACUCAAAGGGCUCAAAUCCAAAGGUGUGAAACUCCGGCUGGCCGUCAACGCCCCCCAGACCUCAAGAGAAGACACAGCAGAACUGGCCGCAGCAGGUGCCGAAGUCCGAGAGGUGGACCUCCGGGCCGUGACCGGAGGCAUCGUCCACACCAAGCUGUGGGUGGUGGAUCAGAAGCACUUCUACCUGGGCAGCGCCAACAUGGACUGGCGCUCCCUAAGUCAGGUGAAGGAGGUCGGCCUGGCGGUCGAGGACUGCAGCUGCCUGGCGCUGGACGCCUCUCGGAUCUUCGAGCUUUACUGGAUCAUCGGCGGCGCCAGCAAAGGCUCCCUGCCGCCGUACUGGCCCGCUCGCCUCUCCGCCCUGUCCAGCUCCCAGAAGCCCCUGCGGCUGAAGUUCAACGGCGUGGCCGCUCAAGUCUACCUGUCUAGCGCCCCUCCCCAGAUCUCGGCGCGCGGCCGCUCCGACGACCUCUCCGCCAUCCUGUCCGUCAUCGGCGACGCCCGGAGCUUCGUUCACAUCUCCGUCAUGGACUACCUCCCUCUGUCUCAGCACACGGAGCCGCUCAGGUUCUGGCCGGCCAUCGACUCGGCGCUGCGCGCGGCCGCCUGCGCCCGAGGCGUGCAGGUCCGACUCCUGGUCAGCUGCUGGACGCACUCCCCCGCCCAAAUGUUCCCCUUCCUGCAGUCCCUGCUGGCGCUCGCCAGCCCUCAGCUGAAGUGCGAAGUCGACGUGAAAGUGUUCACGGUGCCUUCCACGGCGGAGCAGAUGAAGAUCCCCUUUGCACGCGUCAAUCACGCCAAGUACAUGGUCACCGACAGAGCGGUCUACAUAGGAACGUCCAACUGGUCCGAGAACUACUUCACCCAGACGGCCGGCGUGGGCCUGGUGGUGAACCAGACCGGCUCCGUGGUGGAGAGCGGCCAGGAGACCCUGCAGAGCCAAGCGGAGGCGCUCUUCCACCGAGACUGGACGUCCCGGUACGCCAGCAGGCUCUCUCUGGACGCCGUGGACGUCUGCCAGCACUGAGGGUCCGGUGCUCGGGGACGCUCACUGCGUCCCGCCUGCCGCCGCCGCUUGAACUUUAUUCGGCUUCUGCAGAAUCCGCUUCCUCUGCCAUGUGAAUAAACACUUUAUUUGAAUUGCCA
Pseudoliparis swirei is the source of this 2720-nucleotide messenger RNA. RefSeq names its product phospholipase D family, member 7 (gene pld7). The coding region runs from base 1 to 2601 and encodes 866 amino acids. The record is from RefSeq and is a predicted model, not a curated record. Gene Ontology annotation, molecular function: catalytic activity. NCBI's taxonomy places the organism in Eukaryota, Metazoa, Chordata, Actinopteri, Perciformes, Liparidae. The transcript is spliced from 12 exons.